This is a messenger RNA of Cyphellophora europaea CBS 101466, 1938 nucleotides long. RefSeq lists its product as uncharacterized. The transcript has a single exon. Gene Ontology annotation, molecular function: DNA-binding transcription factor activity, RNA polymerase II-specific; zinc ion binding. Gene Ontology annotation, biological process: regulation of DNA-templated transcription. The record is from RefSeq and is a predicted model, not a curated record. Lineage: Eukaryota; Fungi; Ascomycota; Eurotiomycetes; Chaetothyriales; Cyphellophoraceae. The coding region runs from base 1 to 1938 and encodes 645 amino acids.
AUGGUCAACAGAGGCGCCUCGACUGGCUGCAUUACGUGCAGAGAGCGGCGGGUCAAAUGUGACGAACAAAAACCCAAAUGUAAGGAAUGUCUCCGUCUGGGACGCGAAUGUGCCGGCUACGGGAGGAGGAGCACCCGGGUGAGAUUCAAGGAUGUCACUGCUCGGUUUUCAGGAAAGUCUUCACGAGGAAGCUCACGGGAAGGCUCACGCAAUGGCAACAGCAACAGCAACAGCAACAGCAAUGGCGGCAGCGACCGCGACUCCCCUCUGAGAACGACAACCACGAUCGUACCGACUGAGGCCGGGAGCACCUCACACCCUAGGACGUCAUGGUCCGACGACGCCAUCUUGCAGGGCCCACCACAAGUCCAGCAAGACUAUGCCGUCGACUUCUUCCUCACCUAUGUCACCCACAUAGGCCGGAGCAAGGAGUCAACCCGGGGCUUCCUGGAAUUCAUCCGUCCCGCGCUCGCGACUGAACGCCCCGAUUCGGCCCUGUCCACUGCCGUCAACGCUGUGGCCAUGAAGCUAUGGGCCUGGCUCAAUCACCCCAACGUCGAUCAAACAAUACCAGGAAAACUGCUCGGCCACGCACUGGUGCGACUGCAAGAUGCCGUCGAAGACCCCGAGGAACGGGCACGUGACACCACCGUGCUCGCAGCCCUGUUGCUCCAGAUGUACGACACUUUGGCAGCGGUAUUUGACCAGCAAAGAGCCCAGGGCACCCAUCGUGAGGGAGCAUUGGCCCUACUCCUGACCCGAGCAGACGGCGAGAAGCGCUCCAAGUUUUUUGCCAACCUUGCCGGGAAUAUUUUGCACGCCAAAGUCUCCAUGUGCGUCAGAGAAGGGGUGCUGUUGCCUCCCAACGAACUCGAAUGGCUCGAAACGCAGGUGAUUCCGAUCGUGCCGAUGAACCCGAGCACGCUGCUUGAUAUAAUUGGCCUCGACGUUGCCAAAGUCCAGCAUCUUUACUCCGAGGCAAAGCAAGCUGAAGACAUCACGUCGUCGAGCGCACCGACCGAGCUAUUUGAAAAUAUCCAGGCUGUGGAUGCACAACUCAAACAAUGGCUGGAGGUCGUGCCACAACAUUGGUACCCCUUUAGAGUACACACUGGCAGGGAUAUCGACCCAUCCAUUGCCACAUAUCAGGGCGCCUGUGAGGUCUACCCGAGCGUUCAGGUCGCUAACAUUUGGAACGCAUGGCGUAUCUACCGUCUCAUCGUCGAAAAAAUCAAACUCCAGCUCAGCAACAGCGGCUUUGCCUUCGUCGCUCCAGCUCGAGCAUCGGUCCUACGCAACGACCUCGACACCCGCGAAAUCCAAGACAUCACUGACGGCCUCUGCCACAGCAUCCCCUUCUACCUCGGCAACCGCACCUCUCCGGUCGUCAUGUCCGACAUGGACGACCCGCACCUCACCUUUCCCACCUUCCAUGACGUGCAGCAGACCACGACCGAUGGCCAACGUGCGUUCCUUCAAUACCGCGCCAGCGACCACCAUGUCUCCCGACUCGACCAUGCCCGGCACGUCAUCCUCCAAGGACCCUUGCACAUGACCAUCAUUCUGUCCCGCAUCAUUGACAUGCUAUUUGCAGAAGACGAGGACAGCGGAGAGCGUGGUGGUAGUAGUGGGAGUCUGCCAGCGGGAAACCCCACGACUGCCAACAACCAGAAGCCUCUGCGGCCAGAGCAGGAGCAGUGGAUCUCGGAACAGUUCCUCCGCGCGCUCUACCUACUACGACUGCUGCCGGAAAGUGCGCGUGUGGUGUCACCCGAAAACGACACGAAUGUGGAUGACAAGAACAAUCAAAUUCCAACGGUAGCGGCAGCAGCGGCAGCAGCAUCACAGUCUGCGCAAGCGGCACCCAAUAAAAUCUCAAAGGCUAGAAUUCUGGCCAGCGCGUUGAGGCGAGGGUUGUGGACGUUGACUGUCCUGUGA